Dendronephthya gigantea is the source of this 2720-nucleotide messenger RNA. RefSeq names its product E3 ubiquitin-protein ligase TRIM71-like. Gene Ontology annotation, cellular component: nucleoplasm; chromatin. Gene Ontology annotation, molecular function: zinc ion binding; protein binding; ubiquitin-protein transferase activity. The record is from RefSeq and is a predicted model, not a curated record. The coding region runs from base 43 to 2361 and encodes 772 amino acids. The transcript is spliced from 4 exons. Gene Ontology annotation, biological process: positive regulation of DNA-templated transcription. Lineage: Eukaryota; Metazoa; Cnidaria; Anthozoa; Malacalcyonacea; Nephtheidae.
AAUCCAGAAACCGUUUGUUGUAGCGUAUGUGCUUUGGCCAAGAUGGCAGAAGGUGUAGCGCACGCUACGAUUGAAGAUCUUUUGACAUGCUCCCUUUGCUUGGAGCUGUUUAAAGAACCGAAGACAUUAACCUGUCUUCACUCAUAUUGCAAAGAAUGUUUAAACGAAAUGACUAAAAAAAACAAUCAACAUGAUUCAAUCCCGUGUCCAUUAUGUCGCGACGAAACUUCUAUACAAGAGUCGGGAAUUGAAGGCUUACCAACAAAUUUCUUCAUUAAGAAUUUGUUGGAAGUUGCUGAGUUGAAAUCCAAGAACGAAAGUCUGCAGUGUUCCAAUUGCCAAGACGGUUUAAAAGCGAUCGUGCGAUGUGUGGAAUGCGACGAGUUUUUCUGCCAGAAAUGCAUCGAGGCACACAAUCGUUUAAAAGCUUAUCAAGAGCAUAAAGUUGUGGAAUUAAAGAUGCUUCUCUCCCCGACUUCUGCUAAGGAGUUUCAUCCAGCUAUGAAGUGUAUCGACCACGAUCUUAUCUGCAAGUUUUACUGCCGAACUUGUAAGAUGUUGGUAUGUCGUGAUUGUACUGUUGUUGAUCACCCUCUCGCCUCUCACUCUGUCGCGAACUUGAGGGAUGUUGCGGACCAGUGUCGUCAAAGAUCCCAAGAAGCAAUAAUCAAGGCUGAAAAACACAUUGCGCAAGUAAAACAAGUUCAACAUACUUGUCGUGAAAAGAAAGAAACGCUGAAGACAUCUGUCGAUACGAUCACUAGCAAGUUAAACGAAAGAAAGGAACACUUAAUUCAACAGUUUACUCAAACUAUUGAGGGUCGUUCGUCCGAAAUGAUAUCGCAGCUUGAACAACUAAUUUUAGAUAAAGUUGAGCAGAACGAGAGAGAUGAAGGCCAAUUAGACUCAGACUUGAGACGAAUGGGGAACUACGUGUUGUACAUGCGAAAUCUUCUCGUUAACGGAAAUGAUGAUGAGAUAAUGAAUAUGUAUGAUCAUCUGGAGAGAUACGUCAAUGACACAAGUGGUAGAAAUCCUUUCUGGCUUGAUACGAAAAAUCAAGAAAGUCCGUGUGUAUCCCUUAAAUCCGAAGCAGGAGAAGAUGUUGUGAAUAGCUCCGUUGAUCAUCUGGUAACAACGUGUCUUGGUGAACUAAUUGUCCCAAAUUUGGAGGCUGAUAACUUUGAGCUGGUUGCAGAGAGAGGCAAGGUGUUUGGUGUUGGUGAAGAUGUUGAUGUUAUCAUCAAACCAAGCAACCAACGGCAACGUAAAGAUCCACCGACGCCACCAGAUCCUAAUUUGUUUAAAGCUAAAGUUCUUACACCGAAACAAACGGUGAUUCAAGCGAAGCCACAAAUUCACCACGAUGAAACAAUCUCUGUGCAUUUUGGAAGCUAUAUUCCAGGUCGACAUCGCUUGGCUGUUGAAGUCGAAGGAAACUCUCUACGAGGGAGCCCAUGCACCUUGGAAAUCAAGGGCGAGCUUGAUUAUUCCACCGGCACAAGUCUGCUUCAGAAAUUCCCAAUUGAUAAAUUGACUCAGAAGUUUACGUCAUAUACGUUCUGUAUGCGAGCUGACUUGGCUGGCAACAUAUUUAUCCUCACCGCAUCCGUUAUGCGUGUAUUUGAUGCUGAUUUUAACCUCCUGUACACCUUCGAAAUACAGGAUGGCAUCAAGAAACCCUGGAGUUUCGCAAUUGAUAGUGCAAGACGAGUCAUUGUAUCAGACACAUCUGUUCAUAAACUGUUUGUUUUCGACGCAGAUGGAAAUUUUCUUACUGAGAUCGCUGGUGAAGGCAAAGGUCCAGGAGAAUUGAAUUCACCACUGGGUAUAGCAACUGAUUGGUAUGAUAAUAUAGCUGUGUGUGAUGCAGGGAAUCGUCGUAUUCAGAUAUUUCAUCCCGACGCCUCAUCCAAGUGCUCAUUUGGUAAUGAACCGGACGGUGAAGUAAUGUAUCCUGUUUCGGUUCAGUUUAAUAGUCACGGCCACAUCAUUGUUACCGAGUCGUCAUUGUGGUUUUCCAAUUACCUCCCCUCGUCAUCCUCUGAUGGAGGAGGAUUUGAUGAAAAGAACGCCGUGGAGUGUGUUAAGAUCUUCAGCCAAGAAGGCCAGAUCCUGCAUAAGUUUGGUGAACCAGGAGAAGGAAAGGGUCAAUUCUGGGCAGCGACGUCCUUGGCCGUUGAUUAUUGCGAUCAUAUUUGGGUGUCAGAUUUCACGUAUGGCUCUAUUCAAAUUUUCGACGAGAAAGGAAAUUUGAAGGAAGUUAUGCCAUCCAAAGACAAGGAGAAAGGAGCCGGGUGGUUGUCGUCUAUGACAAGAGCUUCCAAUGGUGCUGUACUCUACCUAUCCGCUAAGCUUUAAGAUCAACUCUUAUUUAUAUGCACUAUUCAUUAUUGUACUGUUGUAUAACGACAUUGCUUGAAAAUAGAUAAAUUUUGACCAGGAUUUUAUUCAACAUUAUAUUUUAAAAGAAAUGGAGUAUAGAAGAAACAAACUAUUGAACUAGCAUUGUAUAGUUAGGAAUCACUCUGUCUGUUUUGUUUAUGGAAAGAAUGUAAUGCUUUUAUCAUUUGCAUGUUGAGAUUAAUAUUGUAGUAUUAGCUCGAACUUCACGUAAUGCACAAUGCGUCAUGUCAAAUAAAUGUGACGUAAUGUAAACGCCAAAUUUUUCAAUGUUUGUAUAUGCAACGCAAGGUGAACUUCAUUUCUGAUAAAUUGUC